CUGUGGCACUUCCGAAUCUUAAGCUAACACGUUUAUACUAGCCAGCCGCUCCAAAGUCCACCAAUCGAAACGAUAUAAUAAAUGUACACAAAAAUUUAGUGGUCAGAGAUUUAUAUGUUUUAUCAUUUGUGCUGAUAUCUGACAGCCAAUUAUUGAUUCUCGCUCCAUGCGCCGUGUCGGCUAAAAACAAAGCUGCUAAGAGUUUCAGUUAGCUUAGCUUGUGGUUAGCCUUCCAUGUGCGCGUGGCUGCUAACAAACAUGCUGGGGCAGUACGUUUUCUUUAUGCUCCUGUUUUACCCCAGUGCCCACAAGCUCGGUGAAGCGUGUGUUGCGGCUGCUGCAGCGGAGGCACAGGACCGAGGAGCUAGCAGCACGGACACCCUGAUCCUGUGCAGGGCUUGCGGACACGAGUUAGCACUCGGGACGGACAUCCGCUCCGUGCCUAGCCGGCUGGCGCUCUCCAGCCGCAACGACACGCUGCUCGGGGGUCGAAGGGUUAACGUUCAGCUGUUUGAAAAUCCCCACGGACACCGGUUUGAGGUGAUCACGUUCAGAAAAGCCGACGUUACUCAGCACUGGCCGUCAGACAAGCGCUUCUCCUGGUUCCCGGGGUUCUCCUGGACCGUGGCCACCUGUCCCAGGUGUAACACUCACCUAGGUUGGGCCUUCCAGCCAAGUGACUGGCCUGACAGGAUAACAAAAAGCAAUUUCAAGGAAUCGGAGCACACCUUCUUGGCUUUAAUCACCCAUCGCCUACUAACAGAGGACUUUGCUUCAAGCCUGCUUAUGACUCCAAAAUCCUUCUCCAGCUGACAGACUUUACAAGUAGUUAACCCUGGUGCCUUUGCCACUACCCGAAUUAUAUUUUCUUAAAUUUGAAUGCACCCACACAUUUAUACACAGUAAGUUUUAUUAUUGUAACAAAGCAAGUUGUACACCUCAAAUUUAAAACAAUUUCUUCCCCCCCCACCCCAAGCGAAAAAGGAAAAGGGUAAUUAAAUGUAAAUUCUGAGAUAACAGGUCCAUUUUUUAAACCCAUGAAGCAGUGGGGGGCAAAAUUUACAAGCUUGUUUUUUUUCCAUUUUGUUCUUUAUUAAAAAUGUCAUUUCAAAUCUCAUGGAUAUCUGUAAAACAAUACAAUGAAAAAAAAAAAGUCCCAUAGAAAUGGUGUCAAAAUAACCACUCUCCCCAAUAUCCAACAUACUCCUGCCCCACCCUGCCCUCCCUCUAAACAUUACAAGUCAAAGGAAUGAGCUGGUACUCAUUAAGCACGUAGGGGAAAAUAAGUUUUAAGGAUUCAACAUCCCAAAUUAAAAAAAAAAUAAUAAUAAAAUUUAAAAAAAAUGAAAGAAAAGAAAAUAUUUAGAGGUCUGCUAGCGCUAGGUCACUACACCAUGGCUUUAAUCAAUUUACCACACAACCUUGAACAGAAGAACUUCUGUGUGAAUAGUCUUCAAAUCUACUUAGGAUGCCGUGCUGAUUCUAUUUUUUAGACUUUUUUAUUAUCAUUUUUAGAUGACUUGAGGGGGAUGGUACUCAAAAUUCAGGGCAAAGUGCCAUUUGCCUUAGAUGAGUCGAGGGAUAACAAAACAUGGCACCAACAAGUGAAAGAGGCUUCAGAAUGGAAAAUGAAGCACACACGGAUUU
Messenger RNA from Haplochromis burtoni (Burton's mouthbrooder), 1647 nucleotides. RefSeq lists its product as uncharacterized. Bases 235 to 813 code for a protein of 192 amino acids. The record is from RefSeq and is a predicted model, not a curated record. NCBI's taxonomy places the organism in Eukaryota, Metazoa, Chordata, Actinopteri, Cichliformes, Cichlidae. The transcript is spliced from 2 exons.